Messenger RNA from Protopolystoma xenopodis, 447 nucleotides. Lineage: Eukaryota; Metazoa; Platyhelminthes; Monogenea; Polystomatidea; Polystomatidae. The record is from the annotation of a GenBank genome assembly.
AUGUCCACUGUUGCAUCUGUCUCGCUAUCUAUCCAUCCGGCUGUCAGGCUCGAGGAUAGCUUCAGAUUUCGAAAUCCAACUCGCGAAUCCAUGCAUUCAGACAGCAGGGUUCGGCGUGGCUCGGUCUUGCUGUGUUACUCCAUUCAGCCGGACUCGAACAGAGAGGAUCCUCAUGUCCUCUUCCCAAUCAGUUUUCCGUGUUUCCGCAUGCCAGGCUGUCCAUGCGCCAGCCUAUCUGUCCAUCUACAUGAGUAUAUGCGCGUGUCCAUCUAUGCAUGUGUUUAUGUGCUCGUCUGUCCUAAUGUCGCCAUUGGCAACAGUGGCUUCACUUCUCGCCGAAUAAGACUGUCGGUUGACUGUUAUGCAGACACACUCGAGGCAACAGUUCACCACCGCACAGACGGUCAAGUGGCGAAGGAGAGUGUAGAGAUUGGUUGUUCGAGGUGA